UUACAAACUGUUAGGUUCUUAUUGCAAAGGUUAUUGGAGGGAGGGGCGCAGAGCUUCUCAGCACAUCACUCUCAUACAGUAUUGACAAACACAGGACCAAGAAUGUCCAAAUGGGGGUAAUGUCUUUUAUGUUGGGCUAUGUGUGCUCACAUGUUCAUAGAAUCAUAGAGUUGGAAGAGACCACAAGGGCCAUCCAGUCCAACCCCCUGCCAAGCAGGAAACACCAUCAAAGUAUUCUUGACAUAUGGCUGUCAAGCCUCUGCUUAAAGACCUCCAAAGGAGGAGACUCCACCACACUCCUUAAUGUUAAUUAAGUCAUACACAAGGUGAACAGAGGAGAAAGGUGUGACUUCCUUGCAUUUAGGUGUGCUGCAAACUAAAAGGAGCACAGUAAGAAGCACAGCUGAGCUGAGUGUACUGGUAUGCAGUUAUCUGCCCACUAGUGGUGCUAAACUGCUAAGCUUAAAGUUCCCCAAAAUGUUAUUUGACUUGGAUCCAUUCUCUGGUGCUGUGCACUCGUGACGCAUGCAGCUGCCUUCCUACUUGCUUAUACCUCUAGCCUAACGGGGAGUGGCUGGAAUGCAGUUACACAGCAUAUUUGUAGCCUACAGGUGCUUCAGUUUCCCCUUUUAAUUGUCUUACCUCCAGUAUGUGUAGAAGUCCUUAUAAACUUAAUGUCAUUCAAGUCAACCACGUAGUUCCUAUUUGGCACAGCACUGGAGAAGUAUUGAAUCACAAUCCUUGCCUCAACCAAGUUGCUUAAAAAUGCAUAAGCUCCUCUUUCUGCAGGUAGCAUUCUUUACCAUUCUUUUUUUUAAAAAAAAUAUCCCUUGUAAGUAUUCAGCAAGCAAGAGUACUAAAAUAAAAAUCAGUAAAAAUAACAAUGCAGAGCCAAUGUAAACCUGUUACACUGAGGUAGUCUGAUCAUUAGCUUAGAUGGCUUUAAUAUGGGAUUAGAGAAAUUCAUGGGGGAGGGAUCUAUUAUUCAGUCUUGGACUUGAGCUCACCAGGUUGUGAUUUCAAACAUCACCAAAUUAUAUAUAUAUAAAAGCAGCCAAUGAAACCAAUCCUAAAACUGAUGUUUUUUGUUGAGAACCCCGGUGUAAGCAAGUCCUCUGUGCUAACCUGCUUCCUAGUAGGCAGCUGUUUGGCAUACAUAGAAGUGGCAACUCCUGACAUCGCCCUUUUUCUCUCGAUCAUAAAUCACACUCCACACACCCAUGAGCUUUGUUUCCAGAAGGUGAAAACACAAGAAUAAGAGAAAAUUGCCUUAGGUAUUCAUUCCAUGCCAUAUAUAAAUUGUCACUGCUUGGCUCCAACAGAGAAAGGGUGGACCAAGGGUUCAUGUGCAAUAUGAAAACACCCUUUGCCUAGAUAAAUCCCAGUGUGGCGCAGCUAUGUUUGGGAGGGGAGAGGGAAGAGAAAACAAACUUCCGGGAGAGGGAGCCUCAUGGCUGAUUGAUUUUCUCUCAUCAGUGGUAGGCUGAUUAGAGAUAACUCUGUUGAGUACUGCUUUUGCAAGACUGGAAUCUGGGUUCGUUCCUCAGAACAGACAGCAGGGCCAGCCCAAGACAUUUGGGCACCUGAGAUGAACCACAAAAUGGCAUCCCCUUCCCUGACAGGGAAGAAGGGAUGAAUGAAGAUCUGCAAUGGAAUCUGCUGUCUGAGGAGGUCACCUCACCUUCCCUCACAGGGAAACUAGAACUAACUAAAAUGUUGAGAGAGAUUAAAUAGUCUGAGGAAAAAACAGGCCAGAAUAAUACUGUAAACAUGUACAUGACAAGGGAAUUCAUUUUCAAGUUUCUCAGCAAAGGAAGUAAACAGAAUCUUGGAACUAAGCAGAAGGCAAGUCACAUGUACUCCACCUAUUCUGUCAACAACUAGAAAAAAGGGGAAACAAUAUGGACUGUGGGAAGCGUUAAUGGCACUCAAGCAGAAAUUAUGGAACCUCCAAAUGUAUUUAGGAUUGGCUGUGAAUUUAUAUUAUUUACUAUGUAUUCUAAAUGUAUAUGAAGAAAUGAUACUAAUAUUAGGGCUCUUGGCACACUGCUCCAGACCUGAAUACAUCACUUGAAGUAAAUUAGCAGCUUCUGAUUUGAUUCUUUACCUCCACUGGUUGUGUGGAGGGGGCGUUAUAUAGAAGGUCAAGUGGAGAGAGAGAUGGGGCCCCAGCAUAGCUGUCAACUUUUCCUUUUUUUAAAGGGAAUAGGAUUCCUUUAUUCCGAAUAGGAUUCCUUGUGAGAAAAGGGGAAAGUGGACAGCUAUGGGCCCCAGAUAUAUUGAACAAAGAAAUUUGGUGCAGUCAGGAAAAGGUGGGGGGGCGGGGAGAAGUCUCUAGAGCUCCACUCAGCAGCAUGAGGGCCCCCAAACGUAACAGGACCUACUUAUCAUGAAAGGCCCCUCCAGACUGUUGCUUUAUUAUGGGUGCAUUCUGCUACAUGUUGGUGACACAUAGUAAUGAAUUAGUGGUGAAUUUAUUCUGCAUUAUUAGUUGUGCAACACUUCCCCAGUCCUGCCAUAUAAUUACUGUCCAGAUGAGCUUUCAUGCAAGAAAAGUGUGGCAAAAAUAAACCAUAAUAUUUGUGGUAUAGAAAGUCACAAGAUUUUAGCAGAAAGAUAUGGGACAUGCACUGACUGGAAAUGAAGCAGUGUGACCACCCCAAAAAUUUUGCAGGCAUAAGUAGUAUAGAAAAUGAGAUUAUGUAUGAGCACCUGAGGAGCACAAAUUAUGAAUGUGUGGUAAAAAGUAUGGAUGAAAGGGUCCAAAAUUUGUGAAUAAUACACAUAUCUGAAGAGCCCCCAUCCUCAACCAGACCAUUUAAGUCCAGAAUUUAAAAUUACCUCAUUGACCCGCUGAGGGGGAAAUGGCUGCUGUUCCUCAGCUGGCUGUGACUCACGCUCGUUAGGCACCAUGGCUUGUAUUAAGGAGAAUCAGAGUGGGGGGGGGAUAGAGGGCUGUAGCUAGCUAAUGCUCACAAUUCAGUCACGUCUUACUAAUUUCAAUGGGCCUACUCUGAGAAGCACUAGUACUGAAUACAGCCCAGAGCGUUUGGUGCCUACCCACUUUGAACGCACUUGCCAAUAUUGGAUAAUGUGUGACUUGCAGGUGGGGUCUGGGCAGCCAAACCUGCUUGGUGAGUCCCCAGGCCUGACUCACUGAGUGACGAGACAGGUGGAGCCCUGGACUCUUAGCAGCCAGCCGUCAUUCCUGGUCAGUGCUGAAGCGAGCCAAGCCCUGGCAGCACCAUGGCCCUGAGUGUCAGCGUCAAGAGGGUCACCCACCUGCCAGGGACAGGGGAGCGGCAGGUGCAACUGAGUUUCCGAGGUUUUACUCAGAAGACAAAGAAGAUACACUGUGGCCAGGAAGUAGUCUUUGGAGAGCUUUUUCGCUGGCCGCACUAUGGAAAGCUGAUUAUGGAAGAGAUGCUGAUUGUUAAAGUUUACAACUGCAGUAAGGUAUUCAGUAAUAGAUUACUUGGUUCCUUAGUUAUAAGCCUUCAGCACUUAGUAACAUCUGGACGGCUAAACAUCAGAGAGCCUCUGGUUGACAAAAACUACAGCAUCACAGGUAUCUAUAUUGAACUAGAGCUGCGAUACCAGCCUCCUGAUGGAGCCGCAGGAACAUGGGCUGAAGAAGAUUUUGUCUAUCAGAUGAAAGACAGCUCAGAGGUUAUAAUCCGCAACCCUGGAUUUGAGGAGCUGGACCCUGAUGAUGUGAAGCGAGCUGCUGAUCUGGAUAGGAAGGCUGCAGUACUUGGCAGGAAACUUGUCAAAGGCUUGGAGACUGAUGAUGAUGAUGAUGAUUGUUAUGAUGUGUCUGACAUGGAGUUCUCCGGCAUUGUCUUCACUCCUGUCAAGAGCCGUUCUAGGGUCUUUUCCAAAUGGGACUUGUAUGCUACUCCUAGACCACAGAACUUCCAGAUUGGCAUAAACAUUAUUGAAGCCCAGAAAUUGGUGGGAGUGAAUAUUGACCCUUUUGUAGUUGUGAAAAUCGGAGAUGAGAAGAGACACACAGCAACACAAAAGUCAACCAACUGUCCCUUUUACAAUGAGUAUUUUACAUUUGAAUUCCAUGAACCGAGAGAUGUUUUGUUCCACAGACUCAUAGAGAUUUCUGUCUUCCAUUCAAAGAAGAUCCGAUUCUUAGGUGCACUCAUAGGGAUAUUCAAGAUUGAUCUAGCGACUAUAUACAACCAGCCAGAUCACAGAUUUUACCAUAAGUGGGCUGUUAUUCAUGACCCCAAGGACACCAGGGCAGGAGUUAAAGGCUUUGUGAAAUGCAACAUUUCUGUCAUUGCACGGGGGGAUGUAAUGAGUUCCCUUCCCACUACCUCAACAAGUCAGAAUGAAGACAUUGAAAAGAACUUGCUGCUGCCUAAAAGAGUCCCAGCUGAGAGGCCAUGGGCGAAAUUCUGCAUCAAAAUGUACAAAGCAGAGGGUCUGCCCAGCAUGAGUGCAGGAAUCAUGGGUGGUUUUUCAAAGAUUGUGGGUGAGAAGAAAGUCUUCAUUGAUCCAUAUGUGCAAGUUGUUUUUUCUGGUCAGCAGGGAGAAACUUCGGUUGAAAGCAGUACUACAGAACCAGUGUGGAAUGAACAGAUCAGCUUCAUUGAAAUGUUCCCGCCUCUUGUCAGAAAAAUAAAAGUCCAAAUGUUGGAUGAUGCCAACAUUGGAGAUGUUGCCCUUGCCACACACUUUAUUGACCUGCAGCAAAUAUCUGAUCCUGGCAGAAAUGGCUUUAAUCCCACCUUUGGCCCAACCUGGGUGAAUUUAUAUGGAUCACCCAAGAAUUCUGCCCUGCGAGAUGUACACAAAGAUCUCAAUGAAGGUCUGGGUGAAGGCAUAUUCUACCGCGGGCGUCUUCUCAUGGCCAUUAGUGUGGAGAUCUUUAGCACUAUCCAGGCAGCAGAAAAAAAGCCUGUGGAAGCUCUCAAAGGUGCCCUAAGUAAGCUGAAGCUGAAGAAAAAGAGCAAAAAGGCCAAGGAGAAAGCCAAAGCUUCUGUCAAAGAGCAGCAACGAAGCCAAUCUGAGGUUGACGUCCAGGAGGAGUCUGACCAGCCAAGUGAGGUGAUUGUGGAGGUAGAGGACCUCCAUCCUCUCCCAGAGAAUGCCCUGGGACUGAAAGAAGAAUUCCUUCUCUUUGCCUCCUUCUUUGAGGUGACUAUGAUGGAGCCAGCAAUAGGUAGCAAGCCUGUGAAGUUUGAGAUCUCCAUAGGGAACUAUGGCAAAGCUGAAGAAGUGAUGACCAAAAUUUCCAAGAAAGAUGAGAAGGGAGAAAAGAGUGAAGACAAGCAACCUUUGCUGGAGCCCAGUUCAGAUGAUGAGCUGGAUAUUGAAGUCAUAGCACCAAGUACAACUUUGCUUGAUAAAUCUAUGACUGAGAACCAAAGACCUGAACCCACUGAAUAUGACAACUCUUACAGCUGCGUGCCAAUGCUGCAUGAGAAGCCCUGUGUGUAUGUUUGGAGCUACUGGGAAGACUAUACCUGGAGACUCUGUAAUUCCAACUGGAUUGUCAAAAUAGCAGAGCGUCUGGAACAUGGACUAGAAGAGGUGGAGAAGCUCCUGAGGAGACCAAGGUCAAAGGCAGAUGAGAGGCUUCGGCAGGUUCUAGAGGAGUUUGUAGCUGGAUGUAGGCAGUAUUCUCUUAACGUGGACAAAAAGCCCAUGGCCCGUCCAAACAACCUUGAUCGAUGCCGGAUGAAAUCUCUACCACAAAACAUUAUACUAUAUGCAAAACAGGGGAUGCGCAUAAGAAGGCGCCUGACUCGCACCAAUGUCAAGGAGAAAGUAAAUGAGACAAAGAUAAUCUUGUCAAAGCUGCGCUUCCUGGCUAAUGAGCCCCAAUGUCCUAUCCCUGAUGUCCUGAUCUGGAUGUUUAGCAACAACAAGCGUGUCGCAUACACUCGGAUCCCUGCCCAACACAUCCUUUAUGCAGUGGUAGAAGAGGAGAAAGGCAAGGACUGUGCCAAGAUACAAACUGUCUUUCUCAAGGUUCCAGGGUCACAGAGUGGAGAAAUCUUUGCAAAACUGGAAAUCUACAUGUGGCUUGGGGUAACUAAAUAUGUGAAGAACAGCACUGCAGAGCUACCAGAGGAGUUCAAACCAAUAUAUGAUAAGGCUGUGCAGGCUGCAAGGAUUCCAGCGUACAUCCCACCCAGUCAGCUCAACAGAGAUGACUUCAGUUACUUUCAGCUGCGUGCCCAUUUGUACCAGGCUCGGGGGAUUCUCCCAGCUGAUGAAAAUGGCCUUUCUGAUCCAUUUGCAAAAGUGGUGUUUUCAACUCAGUGCCAGACUACAUGUAUCUUGGAAGAGACACUCAGCCCGAUGUGGAAUGAAUUACUUCUGUAUGACCAGCUCAUUAUCGAUGGAAAGAAGGAGGACUUGAAGACAGAGACUCCAAUUGCUGUGGUCAAUAUCUUUGACUACAAUAAAUUUGGCUCACCUGAGUUCCUUGGCCGAGCCUUUGUUACACCACUGGUGAAGCUGGUAGACGAGCCAUAUAGCAAACCUUCUCUCCAGUUUUUUGACAUUUACAAGGGACACAAAGCAGCUGGGGAAUUAAUUGCUGUCUUUGAGCUGAUUGAACUGGAUUAUAGUGGCUACUUAGAGCCAUCAGUGCCUAGUGAUGUAGAACCCAAGGAGCCGGAAUAUUUGGGAGACCCCCGUUCUGGACGAUUCAUUAUCCCUGAAGGUAUCCGACCAAUCCUUAAAGAGUUUCGUAUAGAGAUCUUGUUUUGGGGCCUGAGAGAUCUGAAGCGUGUGAACCUGUUUGAGGUUGACCAGCCACAAGUGAUCAUUGAAUGUGCUGGGAAGAAAGUGGAAUCUGAAGUGAUUACAGUGUACAAAGAGAACCCAAAUUUCAAUGAACUUGUCAAAUUUGUUGAUGUGGAGCUUCCAGAGCAGGUGUACUUGCACCCACCUCUCAGUAUCUUCGUGGUGGAAAAGAGGGCCUUUGGACGCUCUGUCAUGGUGGGAACUCACAUAGUUUCCCAUAUUAUGAAAUUUGCUCCGAAAGAGCUAGAUGAGUUGGAAGAGGAAGAUGACAGUCCAUCCAAAACACGGAAAGCCUCACGGCCGAAAAUCUCCAAAUCAGUUCUGAAUCUUGGUGCAGCUGCUGGGAAGACGGUGAUAAACAUUGGAGCAGCUGCUGGUCAGACAGUAAUAAAUAUUGGUGCAGUUGCUGGAGACCUAGGAAGCAAAGUAAAUCCCCUUAAGCUUGCAAAGGCACCUCUGAAGAAACUCCCAAUUGAUAAACUCAUGCCGAAGGAGGAAGAAUUUGAGGAGGAAAAGCCUGAGAAAGAAGAGCUGGAUUGGUGGUCUAAGUACUAUGAAUCAUUAAAGGAAUUAAACAACCAGUCCUUCAGUGAUGAGGAAGAGGAAGAGGACCCAAAUGAUCCAGAUGUUGCUUCUCUUGAAGUGGAAGGGGACCCUGGCCCGAUAGUGGAAGUUGAGCCAGUUCGUCCCAAAAGGAAACUUAUAGCUACAUUAAAGAUCUACAGUUCGGAGCUGGAAAACGAGUUUGACAAUUUUGAGGACUGGCUACAUAUUUUUCCACUUCAUCGUGGGAAAGCCAAUGAGGAUGAAGAUGGAAAUGAAGAGGAUAAUUUAGUGGGAAAAUACAAGGGCUCAUUCUAUGUCUAUCGGGCUGAAGAGGCAGGUGCAGAGCACAAGAUCUCCCAGGGCAUCCCCAGAAACAGACCCGUUAAGGUCCUUGUCCGAAUUUAUAUUGUAAAAGCAACUAAUCUGAGUCCAGCAGACCCCAAUGGCAAGGCAGAUCCCUACCUUGUGGUUAAAAUUGGGCAGCAACAGAAGGACACCAAAGAGCGGUACAUCCCAAAGCAGCUGCAUCCAGUCUUUGGAGAGGUGCUGGAGCUGAGCAUAUCCUUUCCCAUAGAAUCAGAACUCACCAUAUCGAUAUUUGACCAUGAUUUGGUCGGAUCAGAUGACUUAAUUGGGGAAACAAAGAUCGACUUGGAGAACCGAUUCUACAGCAAUCACAGAGCCAACUGUGGGGUUGCCUCGCAAUAUGACACAGAGGGAUACAACAUGUGGCGUGAUGCUUUCAAACCCACACAUAUCUUGGACAGUUUGUGUAAGAAGAAUUCACUCCCCUCAGCUGAGUACAGGCGGGAGGAAGUCAAAGUAAACAACAAGAUUUUUAAGAUCCCUCCUGAAGCUUUUCCUGAAGAAGCCUUUGUAAAAGACAAGAAAGAAAACGAAGAUGAAACCUGGUCCGCUUAUGAUGAGCACAAGGCUUUGUAUGUUCUUCAACACUGGGAUGAAAUGCCAGAAUAUGGAUAUAAAUUAGUACCAGAACAUGUAGAAGUUCGGUCCCUUUACAAUCCAGACAGCCCGGGUCUCCUACAGGGUGCUCUCCACAUGUGGAUCGAUAUGUUUCCAAACGAUGUCCCUGCACCACCUCCUGUCAACAUCAAACCACGACUCCCAAUCAGCUAUGAGCUGCGUGUCAUUAUCUGGAACACGGACGAUGUGGUCCUUGAUGACGUCAAUCCGAUAACAGGAGAAAUCUCCAGUGACAUCUAUGUAAAAAGUUGGAUCAAAGGACUGGAGAAGGACAAGCAAGAGACAGAUGUUCACUUUAACUCUUUGACUGGGGAAGGCAACUUCAACUGGAGAUUUGUGUUUCGCUUUGACUACCUCCCAACAGAAAAAGAGAUAACUUACAAAAAGAAGGAUUCAAUCUUCUCUCUGGAGGAAUCGGAAUUUCGAGAGCCAGCUGUCCUGGUCCUUCAGGUCUGGGAUUAUGAUAGGAUUUCAGCAAAUGACUUUCUAGGAGCCAUUGAGUUGAAGCUGAACGAUAUGGUGAGAGCCGCCAAGAGUUCAGAGCAGUGCACCAUCAAGAUGGCCAAGGAGAAGGCCAUGCCCCGUUUCUCCAUCUUCCGAAACAAACGAAUGAGAGGCUGGUGGCCAUUCAUCAAACUCAAGGGCCAGGAAGACAUUGAAAGGGAAGAGAGGGAGGCUAAGCAGAAGAAGAAAAAGAAGAAGAAGAAGAAGAAGUGGGGGAGCUCUGUAAAACCAGAAGACGUUGAGUUUUCAGAUCCUAGUGGAAAUAUCUUCAUCCUUACCGGAAAAGUGGAAGCCGAAUUCCAGCUACUGACUGUAGAGGAGGCUGAGAAUGCCCCAGUUGGUCGGGCACGGAAAGAGCCUGAACCCUUAGAGAAACCCAACCGCCCGAAAACAUCCUUCAACUGGUUUGUGAAUCCCAUGAAGACGUUUGUCUUCUUCAUUUGGAAGCGGUACAAGAAGUACAUAAUUGCACUGCUUAUUAUUGCAAUUCUGACCAUAUUCUUGGUUCUCAUUCUCUACACAAUGCCGGGAUACAUCAGCGAGAAGAUAAUAAAUGGCUAAAGACAGUGCUUUCUGUCCUCUUCCCCAAGUUGGGACUUGACAAAGGAAGAUAACGGUGACUUCUGUGCCAAAGACACCAAGGAGCAUGUGCAGCUGGCUGAUUGUGCCUGGAGCACUUUGGAAAUGCAACUGUCAGAGUAAGGGAAGAGACAGCCCAUUUUUGGCAGUCAGGCACCCUGCUCACAUCUGUGAUGUGAUGACAAUGAUCUCUGAAGAGCUUUUGGAAUGAUUCAUUAAACGCCUUGUCUGUCAUUAGCUCUUAAGAUGGUAUGCUUGUUCUAUGACCCAGCAACUCUUUAUAGCUAAAGCAAUCAACUGUCACUUAAGAAGAAAAUUGGAAGAGGCCACCUAUAGCAAUGGAUAUAGAAGCAUGGGAACCUAGCCAAAUGGAAAGGAAUUUAUAGUUUUAUGCCACUGCUGUCUGUGUCUCCAAAUCAUAUGAGUCUGGUAUGUGGGCGUGGUUUGCUAGGAAUCGCCUGGCAGGUCCAAUUGAUACCCCUAGUGGUUCACAGUUGGUCUGUGGGUUGGCGGUUCCCCAUUCCUUAAUGUACUGGUCUGAGAAAUGUGGAUUUGCUAAAUCUGCAUUAAAAUGCGGAUCACAUUUCUCAUCCAUCCCUACACUCUACUGCAAUAAGCAGUAUACAUGCCAUCAUGUAUGGAAGUGGGAGACAGCUGUGCGGUUUUCCAUUUUUGUGGAAGAUGCGCAGAUGCUGGAAAUCGUGUCUGUGCAGAUGCCAUAAAUCACGGGCAGGCGUGUUCACAUGUGCGCACAAUCUGGCCCACGGAGGGAUCUUCACUGGAGUGAACUGGCCCAGGUGAGGUAAACCUUGCCGACCCCUGGCCUAAAAGGUGCCUCUGACAUUUGUGCAACCUCAUUGUUUGAAGAACUAUUCAGCAUUAUCUAGCAAAACGAUUCAAUUUUCCCAGCAAGAUACUGCACUUUUGGAGCAAAGAAAAUGUGUUGUCUUGGCAACAGAAAACUGUCUUGGACAACCCCCCCCCCCCAAUAUUGCCUGUAUUAGCUGAAAUGCUGCUUGUGUCUUUUUGCCCUGUGAAAUAGUGACAUUGAUAUAACAUGAUUUUUUGCUGUUCUUUAAAGAUUAUAUGCACUUUUAAAAUAAAAAACACUGCCACUUUUGCAACUUACAGGCUGGUUUCCCCCCCAGAAAUGCAUAUUUCUACAGAUGUAUUUUCUUCUCUCUGUGUGUUUCUCUCCCUUACAGGUGAAGAAGCCACUGAGGGUGGGCAGUUUUAAGCUUAAAAAGCAGCCUGAGGGUUAAAAUGCAAUGCACCUCGCUAUAGUGGAGAAACUAUAGUGACCAGGUAACCUGGUCUGUACUAUUCAGGUACUAAGUGUUGAUGGGGGACUUCAAGGUCUCUCUCUCCUGCUUCCCCAUAUUCUGAUUCUUUAUAUUUGAACUAGACUUGGACUGAGUGGUUUAAACAGAAUGUAGCUGUUCAAGUAGUAAACAUAAUGGAUAACCCUACUCCCUUAUCAAGAGAGAGUGAGGGAAUUACUAGGUUUCAGUGAGGAUUCAAAAACAGUCAGGGGUGCC
Messenger RNA from Zootoca vivipara (common lizard), 10925 nucleotides. RefSeq names its product fer-1-like protein 4. Gene Ontology annotation, cellular component: membrane. Gene Ontology annotation, biological process: plasma membrane organization. NCBI's taxonomy places the organism in Eukaryota, Metazoa, Chordata, Lepidosauria, Squamata, Lacertidae. The record is from RefSeq and is a predicted model, not a curated record.